UACACUAUUAUACUGUACUAUAUGUGACAUCAAAAUACUGUAUAUAAUAAGAAAAACAUAGAUAUUAUGACUGAGAGAGAGCUGAUCCAUAUGUUUAGGUUUUGAUGGCAUGUAAUGGUUAGCAGCAGUAGUAGUAGUAGUAGUAGUAAUGGUUAGACUGACAGCAAGUCGGGCUUUAUUGGCUAUAAUUGUCAUUACUGUUGCCGUCAGUCUAUUGGUUACCAAUUAUAUAUGGCUUGACUUGGGAUCAGUUAGGCUGUCGUCGUCACCGAUAACAAGAUCAUCAAACCAUCCAAACAAUAGAGACCAUCAAUUAUCGGCCGCCACUACUACUACUACUAAUGCUAUGAAUGCCGAUAUCGGUGAUCACAGUCACUCAUAUCAUGUGAACUUAUUUAACGAAAAGCCGUGGUUCAUGAGUAAUGGCACCCGUAGGCCAACAAAACGAAUAUCCGGAUCGCUGGCCAUUUGGCCGGAAGAGUUGCCAACAGAUGACCGUAUAGUCAAUCAGUUGAUGUAUGUGCCCGACAGCUACGAUCGGCAAACAUCGCCAUUAAAGACAAUUGUACUGUAUAUGGGCCGAAACGGUUGGCACGAUCUGCCGAUGGGACGCAAUAAGUUUAUCGCCGACAAGUGUCCAGUCGAUAGGUGUGUGCUCAGCUCGAACGGUGCUCAGGCCGGCCAAGCGGAUGCCAUACUAUUCAAGGAACGUUUCCAGUGGCCAAAACAUCGCCGACCAGUCAACCAGAUAUGGAUACUAUUCCUAUUGGAGUGUCCCUCACAUACACAACUGUUCAACAGUUUGGGUGCCGAUGUAUUCAAUUGGACGGCCACUUACCGACACGAUUCUGAUAUUGUGGCCCCGUAUGAAAAGUUUGUGCCAUACAAACCGCUAAAUUUAAAUGUUGGUCUCAAUCAACAACAACAACAACAACAACAAAAUAAUAUGCAACUGUCAGCCGCCAAACGGAACUGGGCUCACGGUAAGACCAAGUACGUGGCCUGGUUUGUAUCAAAUUGUGGCGCCCGUAACAAACGGCUCGAGUAUGCCCGUCAACUGUCUCGUUAUAUUGAGGUCGACAUAUACGGCAGUUGCGGUAAUAAAAAGUGUCCGCGUAAUCGGGCCCAACAAUGCUUCGAUAUGUUGAACCGGGACUACCGUUUUUAUUUGGCUUUUGAAAACUCCAAUUGUCGCGACUAUAUAACCGAAAAAUUCUAUAUCAAUGGUCUCGGUCUCAAUUCAUUGGACUACAAUUUGAUACCCAUAGUGAUGGGCGCUCAUCGUGACGACUACACCCGUUUGGCGCCCAAACAUUCCUAUAUACACGUCGAUGACUUUGAAUCGCCUGAAUCACUGGCCAGAUAUCUUCACAUAUUGGCCACAAAUGAUGACCUUUACAAUGAAUACUUUGAGUGGAAGUCUGGCGGCGGCGAGUUUAUCAACACAUACUUCUGGUGUCGAGUGUGUGCACUACUGCACUCCCGUCACCCGAAACCAUCCCGCAGUUAUACAAACAUUGCCAAUUGGUGGUCACCGACCGGUAUUUGCAAUAAUAGUCCCUAUCGUAGAUGGACCUGAUGUUAGCACAGCAAUAGCAUUACCUACACUAACAAUAACUACCAAAUCUAGUCUACCAAAUGAUAUCACACAUGAUUAUUACCCGUAAUAACUGACUGCCGGUAAUGAUAACUAUAUAUAUAAGGAAACUACUAGUCUAUUGUCCAAAA
Molecule: messenger RNA, 1728 nt
Organism: Oppia nitens
Lineage: Eukaryota; Metazoa; Arthropoda; Arachnida; Sarcoptiformes; Oppiidae
Product: glycoprotein 3-alpha-L-fucosyltransferase A-like
Exons: 5
Coding region: 149-1579 (476 amino acids)
Cellular component (GO): membrane
Molecular function (GO): alpha-(1->3)-fucosyltransferase activity
Source: RefSeq, a predicted model, not a curated record